AUGACCACUAAAAGACGCAAUCACGGAAGAAACAAAAAAGGACGUGGACACGUUAAAUUUGUUCGCUGUACUAACUGUGGACGCUGUUGCCCAAAGGACAAGGCAAUUAAGAAGUAUGUUGUCAGAAACAUUGUUGAAGCUGCUGCCAUCAGAGAUAUUGUUGAUGCUUCUGUUUAUGAUCAAUACGCUCUUCCAAAGCUUUACCACAAACUCCACUAUUGCGUUUCAUGUGCUAUCCAUUCUAAGGUUGUAAGAAAUCGUUCACGUGAAGCUAGACGUGACCGUAAUCCACCACCACGUUUUGGACAACGUACAACUUUCCAAAAACCAGUUGCUCCAGGGCAAACUCGUUAA
Molecule: messenger RNA, 354 nt
Organism: Strongyloides ratti
Lineage: Eukaryota; Metazoa; Nematoda; Chromadorea; Rhabditida; Strongyloididae
Product: 40S ribosomal protein S26
Exons: 2
Coding region: 1-354 (117 amino acids)
Biological process (GO): translation
Cellular component (GO): ribosome; cytosolic small ribosomal subunit
Molecular function (GO): structural constituent of ribosome; mRNA binding
Source: RefSeq, a predicted model, not a curated record